CAUUACGCCACAACAAACACUCAAAAUGUAAACAAUGCCGUGUAUAAAAUGGUUUGUUUAUUUACACAUCAUGAACUGCGUUAGAAGACGGGCCAUAUGCACUCCUGUGAAAGAGCAAGCCAAAGAAACACGCAAGGCUGAUACAAACGAAAGCGUAUCGAACAAGUGUGCUGAGUUUCGCGUGCGAUCGGUGGUGCUGUUCGAGCUUCUUGUGAGUUUGAUGAAAAAUUUGGUCUGUGUCCUGCUGUUCAACGGGGUAGAAGAGGAAACAUCGUACGAAAAGAAUGUAAGAACCGGUGUUCUGAGCGGAGAUGCAUCCGUUAAUCGCAGUAGGUCAGUAAAGGGAACCUUAAAGGAAAGUAUAAAAGCGGAUAGAGGUGGACACCAAGCAAAGAAAAGCUAUCUACAUGAAACGAGCAAUUACAUGUGCUCGUUUUUUAUGAGGCAAUAUGGUGUUUUACGGGGUCUUUUCAGCGUGCACUACAGGAAAACAUCAAUCUUAAGCAAUGCUGCAACAAUCAUACUACCUUGCGUAAAGACCAUCGCCUUAAAAGAGUUUCAUCCAAUAUCCACCUAUUUACUACACAACGUGCUGCUCUCUUUAACACUGAGGGCAACCGGUCUGCCUAUGAUUUGCCUUUUCUUGUACACACGAACAAUUUCAUAUCUGCAGAUAUACUUUGCGCUCACGAUCCUGAUGCUGCUUUCGAAAGAAAAGGUCGUAACUAUCCUGGCACAGACCUUUCUUGUGCUACAUAGGUUCACACUGAUAACACCUUUGCUGGUUCUGACAGCAUGCAACAUCGUUGAAAGUUACCUGAACAGGAAAAAAAUGCACAUUCUCUCUUUUGCGGUCAUAGCUGUGCCUUUGCUUGCCUGCAUGAUGAAACACUUGCUCAACAGAGAGCAGUUUGAAGAAACCGACAAGUACGUGAUUGAUAGGGCAGUGGUAAGGAUAAAAAAUUACCAUGGAGACGCGUUAGAGGGCACGUAUGAAAUUAUCAAGGUGCACGAAGAGGAUGACGAUGAACCGGCAAAAGUAGAUGAAGAGGAGCGCGAAACAAACGGUUACAAGAUAGAUGAGACGAACAACACGCGCUCAGAUAGCGCGGAGAACAGAGAUCUAAAGGGACUGGAGAAGAGAAUUGUGGGCACGAUACGUGGCGAAAAUGACAAUAGAGUUGGUGACAACACCAAAGAUACUGGUAACAACGGGAGAGAAGGAAUGAAGCUCGGGGACAACAAGGCAGACGAGGUUGGAGCGGAGAAAGAGCACGACGAGAAAAAUCAAAAGAGUGAACAAAAACAGAAUAAAAGUAACGGAGAUAACAAACCGGACACUGCCAAGAAGGGCAGACGAGAACAAAAACAUAACAACAACCCAGAUUCGUUCAUCAGGCAAAAUGAACUAAUUCGCUUAAAAAAUAUCGAAACAUCGAAAUUUAUUUCAUCAACAACGGACAAAGUCGACCAAAAGUUCCACAAAAUUGAGAUGAAAGACAGCAACGAGCAGAGUUUCAGUCUAUGGCGGAUCUCCAACACGAACAGAAACAAGGAGUACGUUACUGCACGUUCGUUCUUCAAGCUCAAAAACGCCAAUACAAAUUUGAUGCUGGGCAUUCGUUCUGAUGGCAUGCUUAAUGGAAGCAAUGAGAGCAAAAUCACGAGGCAGACAUUUAUGAUCACCGAGUGCACAAACCAUGCGUACUAUAAAAUGGUGCAGGAGAGCGAAGACAUGUUGCGAAUGGCCAACGAAAAGACACAGGCACCCGAUCGUGUAUCUGAGAUUCGCGUGGAUUUGGCAGUUAAUUUCAUUGAUUUUUUGAAGUUCUGUGUUAUUGUAUGUAUUAUGCUUCUCGGCUACGUGCUGUACAAGAGAUAUGACUUUGGUUGGUCUAUGGACGAGAGCAUCAUAAUAUUCCUUGUCUUUCUGGGAUGCAGCGUAUUUCUGAGUACAGAAUUUUUUGCUUACGUGCAAUACCUCACCGUUCUGAAACUUACUAAACAGUUCAUCGUUGGUAUGAGAAGCUUCGUACGACCGUCCUUGCGUAAGGUGUAGAUGCUUGCGAUAAUGUUUGUUGGUUCUUAUGUUCAGUAAAAGUUUUAAAGUUUUUU
Vavraia culicis subsp. floridensis is the source of this 2115-nucleotide messenger RNA. RefSeq lists its product as uncharacterized. The coding region runs from base 35 to 2059 and encodes 674 amino acids. The record is from RefSeq and is a predicted model, not a curated record. The transcript has a single exon. Lineage: Eukaryota; Fungi; Microsporidia; Pleistophoridae.